Molecule: messenger RNA, 3861 nt
Organism: Adineta steineri
Lineage: Eukaryota; Metazoa; Rotifera; Eurotatoria; Adinetida; Adinetidae
Source: the annotation of a GenBank genome assembly
AUGAGUGAUAGAUCUUUGAAAAAUUUAUUUGUUGAUGCUCGUGUAAAUCUUGUUGGUAUUAUACGUGAUUUAAAUUUAUUUUCUAAUAAUCCAUUUUGGUCAUCAAUUUUGAAUUAUUCAGAGAAAAUUCUUAGUACUCGACUUUUUCUUUUAUUUCUUUCUGUAUCUCUUCUAAUUGUCACUAUUUAUGCAAGUCUUAUUGUUCAAACUCAUAGUAUUACUCUUCGACAAUUUUCUCUUUCUGAUUUUGAAUAUCUUCAAACUCGUUAUUCAACUACAAUAAAUGUUCCAUGUACUCAUGUUUCUAAUCCUUAUCAUAAAUUUAUUCAAUUAUCACCAAAAUUUCAUCAAAUUUGUUCAAGUCCAUUCGUUGAUGAUAAAUGGAUAUCUUCUCUUUUUCUUUUCAAUGCAACUUCACAUAAUAUUCUCGAUUUUCGUACAUUUACUUUUGCACAAUUUCAAUCUCUUGCUUUACUUUGUCAUACAGCCUAUCAAGCUGUAUAUGAUGGAUAUCGAACAUUUAAUUCUACUCAUUUAAUUACUAAUUAUCUUCUUUCACGUAUAGAAUUCAAUGAAAUAGCUAAUGUUCUAAUCAGUCAUCUUCAAGAUUAUCUUGUAGCAAAUGAAAAUCGAACAGUACGAGUAGUAUUAAUGAGUAUUGCACAAAAUCGAUUAAUGUCAGCAUUGCGUACUAACUUUUAUAUUGAAUCAGAAGUUCUUUCUGGUGUUUCUGUCGUACACAAUGGAAUUUAUUUAACAAAAAAUGAAACAUUUUCAGGAGAAUGUGAUUGUCGUUUAGAAGGAAAUCAAUGUACUUAUCCAGCUGGAGCUUUUUACAAUUGGACAUUACCUGAAUUGGAUAAACCAGCUAAAUCAUAUCCUCCACCACGUUAUAAAAUUCCAGGUUUAAUGGCCGGAUGUUUACCACUUGAAUCUAUUCGACAAUCAACACUUGAAUGUCUUUAUAAACAAUCUUGUAUAAAUAUAUUAUCAAUCCAACUAAAUAUUUCUCGACCAAAACCUUUAAAAAUUUCUUUAUCAAAAUUUCCAUUAAAUUUAACAAUUGGUUCCAUAUUUGAUAAAUCUUUAUUUAUUGAAUCAUGGAAAAAUACUAUUAGUUAUGAACAAUAUUUUACUGCUUGUUCACCUCGAUCACUUACUUAUAGUUAUUCAGGUCGAUUACGUUUUGCUACUAUAUUUACUAUAUGUGUUAGUGCUUUUGGUGGUUUAGUUAUUAUUUGGCAAUUAAUUACACCAGCUAUUGUGAAAAUCUGGCAUUUAAUUAAAGGGAAAAAACAAGAAAAACAAAUAUCUAUUCCUCAAGAACAACAAUUAGGAAUUGAACAAAUGAUUUUAAAAAUAUCUCCUAAACCAAUCAAUAAAGUUACUUCUCAUGUUCAUCGUACAAUUUAUACAUUUAAUUUAUUUUGUUCUGAUGAUGAAAAUGAUUUAGAAGAACAAUAUGUUGGAAUAAUUUCAACUCGUUUUUAUAUAUUAUUUUUAUUGAUUGGUUUUAUUAUUCUUAGUUUUUAUACUUCUUUAAUGAAACGUACACAAACAUAUACUAUUGAUUAUCCAACAUUAAUAGAAUUUAAUCAAUUACAAUCACUUUAUUCAUCAACAUUAAUUUGUUCAUGUUCACGUUUUUCAAUGUCUUAUAAUCGAAUAAUGUCCAUAUCUCCUCGAUAUCAUCAAAUAUGUUCAAGUGAAUUUCUUGAAAAAACUUGGUUAUCAUAUUUUGAUUUAAAAGAAAUUAAUUCAAGUACAACAUUAUUUACUGGUGUUGAUUUUCGUAUUAGUGGUCAAUCAUUUUUUAGUCUUUUAAGAGAUUUAUGUAAAUUAUCAAAAGAAACAGUUAAUAAUGCAAUUCGUUUAUUUCGAUCACGUCGAUUAGUUACACUUAAUACAUUUUCCGAAAUACAAUUUUAUGAUGAAACAAAAAUACGUUUAAAAUUAUUUCAACAACAAACAAUCGCAUCAUUUGUUAAUCUUAUUCAAUUAAUUCGUUCAUCAAUUCAAACAAAUCGUUUAAUUACUGAUUUAUUAAAUGAUGCUGGCUUUUCACCUAAUUUUAAUAAUAAAACAUCAAAAUGGUCACCAAUAUUUUAUUAUAGAAAUAUUGAUAAUAGUUCUUGUUCUUGUGCUUAUUCUUCACAAUGUAUUCGUUCACAAGGAUUUUAUUUACAAUCUGAUGAUCGAGAUUCUAAUCCAAAAAUAAUUAUACCAGGAUUAGUUCUUGGUUGUUAUACAAUUGAUUCUCUUCUUUUUUCGAAUCUUCAAUGUUUAUAUCAACAAAAAUGUAUUCAACUUUUAAUUGAUAUGUAUUAUUUUGACGCUGUUGGCUUAUUUCAUCCAUUGAAUAAUCGUACUGCUCAUAUUCAAUCACUUGAAAAAACUAAUACUCGUUUUACACCUAAUACUACUAUAGAAUCAAUUGUUUCACAACUCUUUGUAGAAGAUUGGAGAACAUCAAAGAAUUUUUCAGCUUAUUAUAGAAGAUGUGCAUCAAAACAAUGUACUUAUAGUAUAAUAAGACGAUUUCAUAUGACAUAUAUGAUUACUAUUAUGCUUGGUUUUUAUAGUGGAUUAAGUGUUAUUUUAGAAAUAAUAUUACCUCAUUUGGUUAGAUUUAUUAGACAACAAUGGAAAAAACGACAACAUAAUAUAGAUUCUUCACAAACAACAACAGAUAAUCUUGUUUUGCCUAAUGUAAAAACUAAAAAUUUAUGUUUAUUUUGGAAGAUCUAUCAAUUUUUACGAUUAUUGAAUUUAUUUUCUACUAAAUCAUCUUCAACAGUAAAAGAAAUGAAACGCAAUGAAAUAAUUGCGACUCGUAUUUAUAUAUUUUUAUUCUUAUUAAGUCUUCUCGUUGCUCUUCUUUAUGCUGGACCAUUUAAUGAUGAAACAAAAACUGUAAUAAUUAAAUUUCCAACAUCUAAUAUUGUUAAUAAUCUUUAUUCGAAAAAUAUCUCGACUUUAUCUUGUCCAUGUUCAACUGCUGCUGUUCGUUAUUCAAAAUUCUUAACUAUAAUACCAGAAUAUCAUCGGAUAUGUUCAAGUGAUUAUGUUAAAUCUUCUUAUUAUAUUAAUUUAUUUAAACAAAAAGAUAGAAUUUCAAGACGACUCAGUGCUCAUUAUCGUAUAUUAGCAACAUUUUGUCAACAAUCUCAACGUAUUAUAAAAAGUGCCCGAGAUGUAUUUGCUGAUCAUGAAUUAAUUAGUGUUGAAACAAUGACAUAUUCUUCUUUUAUUAUUCAAAGUGAAGCUCUUGUAUCAAGAUUUAUUUCUCAAAUUCCUGCAGAUUAUCGUCGAACAUUAACAUUUAUUAUGCGUUCAUUUGAAGUUAAUCAUUUCUUAAAUGUUUUUACAAGUAAUUGGAAACUUGAAUAUACUGAUGAUGAACAAAAUCAUAUUAUUACAACUUAUCCAAAUCGAUUUUCUUCAUCAAAUUGUACUUGUGCUACUUCAUUCAAUUGCACUGAUCCAAUUACUGAAGAUAUUGUUACUGGUUGCUUUCCUUUUGAUGGAUUUCGUUUAUCAAAAUUUUCAAAUCUUUCCUUAGGUCAAUUAAAUGAUCAACUUUUUGUAAUGACAUGGAAAAAUGUAAGUAAUUAUACAGCUUAUUUUCAUACAUGUCAUCCAUUUGAAUGUCAAUAUACAUUACCGAAUCGAAAUGAUCCACUCACUAUGUUAACAACUAUUCUUGGAUUAUAUGCUGGUCUAAUAUAUUCUCUUCGUUUAAUUGUUGGUCAGUCUUUGCGUGUCUAUCAGUGGUGGUUAAAAAACCGUCCACAGUCACAACAACAACAACAACAAGAACAACAAAUUGAAAGAACCUGCAUUGAUUCGAUGACAAUAUGA